GAGAGGGUGGGAGGGAGAGGGAGAGAGCGAAAGAGAGAAAGAGAGAAAGAGAGAGACUCGUGCUUGCGAUCGUGCCGCGCACUAAAGCACGCAUUUCCAAGAGCGCGAGCUCGAACGCGCAACGGCGAAGAUCAGAACGCGAGAACGAACAGAAAGGACCGUGACCAAGACGACCACGAGACGAGGACGAGACGAGGACGAGACCAGACGAGACGGGACGAGACGAGACGACACGAGACGAGACAAGACGGAAACGUGCCGGUGACGCGGACGACCAAUUUUCGAAUCGAAACGCCAUACGACGACGCGACGACAUACGUAUGGACGUCGAGAGGACAAAGAGGAGGAACGUUUUCACGAUGCUUUCGGGCAUGCGGAGCUUUCAGCUCUGACAUGCGUCGGGAGCGGACUCAAGCUCGACGACACUCCUGCCGCCGCCGCCGCCGCCGCUGCUGCUGCUGCUGCUGCUGCUGCUGCCGCUGCUGCCGCUGCUGCUGCUAUUGUUGCUGCUACUCCUCUCCUUUUACGUGCGCCGUCGAGUUUUCCUCCUACGAGGGCUUUCUUCAAAAGCAGCGACGAAGACGACGACGUAUCGUCGAGUGAACCUUCAGGAAUUCGCUCGGUCGGAAGCUCACGCGAGUGCUCGACAACGCUUUUCUAGGAGUUGCCCGAUAAAUUCGAACGCGCCAUCGAAAGAAAAUUGCUCUUCUACUUUUUAUUAUUUUUCCGCGAUAACCCGCAACAUCUUUCGAUAUAUUUCUUCGAUUCGUCGUUACAGUUAAUUACGUGAAAAAGCUCCGACAAAAGCAAGAGAGGAAUAUUGCGCGCAUUCCCUUCGAGCACGUUACGAUUAAAAGCUCGCUGCUUUUUGUACGGCGAACGGUGGGAAAGACCGAUAAAAAGGAAAAGAAAGAUAGAAAGAAAGAUAAAGAGAUAGAGAGAGAGAGAGAGAGAGGGAGAGAGAGAGAAAAGGGCUCUCGUAAUUUUAAACACUCGUUUGGGCCCUUCGAUAUUCUUUUUUCACCGUACUACCCGACGCCGUCCUUCAUCGUCGAUCUUCACAAUUUUUAUCCGUCGAGACGCGCCGAAUCAUAUAUCGGUCAGGAAUUUUUUUCAACGGUACAUGGUUUAUAGAGAUUUUGCCUCUUUAUCGGUGAUGAUCCUGAGAGUGCCGCUCUUUUUCGGCUGAUCGCCAAGAUCAGUCGCACCGGCGUUCCGCGCGCGGAGAAUACGCUACCUAUAUAUUAAACGACAUUACAUAUUAUACGGAUCUCGUGCGAUUUGAAAGCGUGUUCGAGUUCGAGAUGAAGAUAGGUGCGAUAUUAUCACAAGCGAUAUACUGGUGAAUCAUGGAAAAAUAUAUAACAAAUACUAUGUAAGAAAGACUUCGUCCUGACGAAAAUUCGAUGGAACUCUGAGAAUCAAAAGACAGUUCGUUUCAACAUGUCGUCCGUUUUCGUUACUACUACUUUUACGUGAAAAGAGAAGGGUGAAGUGGGGAAGAGAUCGCAGCUUGCGAGCUCGUUAACUCGAGAAUGUAGUCAAGAAGAGAAGAGGAAGAUAGCGAUCGAAGAAAGGAUUCGUGUCGAGAAUGCUGGAAGACGAGUUCCUCCAGUGUUUUCGAGAGUUUAGCUGUUUGAGUCCGUAUCGUUCAAGGACGAAUCUUUGUCAAGGUCGGUCCUAACGCCUAGACGGCGCGAAGAUCGAGAAAGAGGAAGAAGAAGAAGAAGAAAAAGAAGAGAAAGCAGAGGAGGAAUGCAGUGGUACGAUGUGGAGGUUCGAGGUCAAUCUCGAGUCUAAUAGGAUAGGGAAUCGUGACAUCGUCGUGAUCGACGUCAUUUUCGACGUCGCUCUCGUCAUCGACGGCGGAGGUUUGCCGUUGAGAAGAGAGUACUGUCAGUGUUCGGAUGUUUCCACCAUCGUCGAUGACCUUGGCGAGCGAGGAACGCCUCGAGCAUACGAUGAGCUUCGUUAGAGAUCCUGGAAAUUUUCGAAUUAAAAGCGAUCUUGGCGAGAUCGAGAAAUAGUACUUGCAAGUGGUAGAUGAUAAGAGGAGGAAAAGAGAGAUAGGAAAGGAGAGAAAGAGAAAGUGAGAAAGAGAGAGAGAGAAAAGAAAGAUUCCACCGUCGAGCAUGGCCUCGGUGGCAGCGUGGCUGCCAUUCGCCCGUGCGGCGGCGAUCGGUUGGGUGCCGAUCGCCACACACCCACUGCCACCGCCGCCGAUACCGAAGGAUCGUCGCAAAGCCGACGACGAGAAGCUCCUUAUUAAUGUAAGCGGUCGUAGAUUCGAGACGUGGAGAAACACCCUCGAAAAGUAUCCGGACACGUUGCUCGGUUCGAACGAGCGCGAGUUCUUUUACGACGAGGAGAGCAAGGAAUAUUUUUUCGAUCGCGAUCCGGACAUUUUUCGUCACAUAUUGAAUUACUACAGAACCGGUAAGCUCCACUAUCCGAAACACGAAUGUCUGACGAGCUACGACGAGGAGCUCGCUUUCUUCGGCAUCCUCCCGGACGUGAUAGGCGACUGCUGUUACGAGGAUUACCGCGAUCGCAAACGCGAAAAUGCGGAACGUCUGAUGGACGACAAACUCAGCGAAAACGGCGAUCAGAAUCUUCAGCAGUUGCUCGAUAUAAGACAAAAGAUGUGGCGAGCCUUCCAAAAUCCACACAUCUCAACCGCGGCGUUAGUCUUCUACUACGUUACCGGUUUCUUCAUUGCCGUGAGCGUGCUGGCGAACGUGGUGGAAACCGUGCCAUGCGGUAAUAGACCUGGUCGCGCGGGUACGCUUUCAUGCGGCGAACGAUACAAGAUCGUCUUUUUCUGCCUCGACACCGCCUGUGUCAUGAUCUUCACCGCCGAAUACUUGCUCAGGCUUUUCGCUGCGCCAAGUCGUUGCAAGUUCGCGCGAUCGGUGAUGUCGAUCAUCGACGUAGUCGCUAUACUGCCCUAUUACAUCGGUCUUGGUAUAACCGACAACGACGACGUUUCCGGCGCCUUCGUAACUUUACGCGUAUUCCGCGUAUUCCGAAUCUUCAAGUUCUCCAGGCACUCCCAGGGCCUCAGGAUUCUUGGUUACACCCUCAAAUCCUGCGCAUCCGAACUUGGCUUUCUUGUAUUCUCCCUCGCCAUGGCCAUCAUCAUCUUCGCCACCGUCAUGUUCUACGCGGAGAAGAACGUCGACGGUACGAACUUCACCUCGAUACCUGCUGCCUUCUGGUACACCAUCGUUACGAUGACUACGCUGGGGUACGGUGACAUGGUUCCGAAAACGAUCGCGGGAAAAAUCGUCGGGGGUGUAUGCUCCUUGAGCGGUGUCCUAGUGAUCGCUUUACCGGUGCCUGUUAUCGUCAGUAAUUUCAGCAGAAUAUAUCAUCAAAAUCAACGUGCCGAUAAAAGGAAGGCACAGAGGAAAGCGAGGUUGGCUCGCAUCAGAAUCGCUAAAGCAUCGAGCGGUGCGGCUUUCGUCAGCAAAAAGAAAGCGGCCGAAGCACGAUUGGCUGCGCAGGAAAGUGGUUUGCAGUUGGACGAGAACUACAAGGAGGAGGAUAUUUUCGAGUUACAACAUCAUCAUUUACUUCGAUGUUUAGAGAAGACAACGGAUCGCGAGUUCGUGGAGAUGGAGGUGCCCUAUAACGGUGCCCCAAAGAGGCCAGGUUCGCCGUCACCACUGACGUCACCUGCCCACAGCACUGCCUCGAGAGGCGGCCUCCUACAGUCCUGUUGCGGUCGCUGCUACCCUCAGCGUUACCAGAGCUUGUCCUAUCAGCUCACCUCGAACGAGAGCAAGGAUAGAGUGGUGCUCGUAUAUGGCGACCGUAUACAAGUGCGGAAAAAGGACCUAAAGAAGCGCGGUUCCCACACCUGUGACAUGCAGGCCCUACAGCCACUUCCGGUCCCCACCACCACAACCAACACCGCGCCUGCCAUGACUACUUCCGGUGGGCAGCCACCGCUUCCGCUUUCGGAGACCGCUUGAGUACGAUCGAGACCAAUCACGAUCACCAUAUCCACUAAUAAGAUCACCUAUAACUAUCAUCGUUCUUCUCUACCGAUUGCUUCGAGAACGAACCACGGCCAACUGGCCAUGAACACGUAAAGAAAGAACGAAUACACGAGUCGACGAGAUAGAAGUUUCGAAAUGAACUACUACCUGGCAGAAAUAAUCGAGAGAUUAUUUGAAAAAUGAGGAAAAUUCAAGGAGAAGUUUCUCAAGAUAUACCAUCGGAUCGAGAAUGGAAUAUUCGAGCAAGAUAAAGAUUAAGAGAAUGGAAUAGAUACGAUUUAACUACGAUCCAAGAUAAACGAUCGGUUCUUUUCGAAGAAAUGUCGUAUCGGAUCUCGUCGAUGAGACUAUUAUGCACUGUUAAUUUCUAAUACACACACAGAGAUACUUUUGAUUUCGGCGAGAAAAGAGAAAAAGAUUGGAUCGACGAUUUUACAUAGGGAUCUUAAUAGCGAGAUUAAACGUCCAAAACGUUUCAACUGCGACCAUAAAAAUUCAUGGUCUCGUUGUAAUCUUCAGAAAAGAAAUUCUUCGCGUUUGACUGACGUUUCAGAAACAGAAAUUUCAUUGGAGCAUAUGACAGACGACUAUAAUGAUAAUACAUUAAUACUCUAGAUCCACAAAGUCAUUCGCAAAGGAUUGCUGUAGGAUUCCCAAGAAUGAUGAUUCGAACGAAUUGAGUUUCUACGUUGAAUUUGAAUCAUUAUUCGGGAUUCGUUUUAUCGAUGUUAAUUAUAUCGACAUUCAUCGACGUUCGAUAUAUUAUGAUGUUGUUUGCGCGCUUCUCUGUAAUUUGUUUAUCUUGCGAGAAAAGGAUGGAAGAACAAGAUGAGAAAAAGAAUGAGAUGUACUACAAUAGGGAAGAUAGACAAGUUGCAAUAUGAGAAAAUGGCACCAUAAUAUGCCUUACUCUGAGUCGUAUAGUUAUUUUUCAUAUCCCGCAAAAAUUUUUAGAUAUAUUCGAUAAUCUCAAACGGUGAGAUCGUGACGAUCUUACGAAUAAUUCAUAUGCGAAUGAUACCUUAAUAAAUCUAUGUACUUAUUUUUGUUGAUUAGGCGAUCGGGCUUCGGGUCGAACUUCGUCGUUUCCUUAAAGAGAAAUUUUUCACCGUUUCUUAAUACCUCGUUUUCUCUUGAUGCAUGUAUAUCUACCUACUUACUAAUAUUUAAUAUAAUAUCGAAAAUUAGAUUCUUUCGUAAUUAUCGAUCGUUUUUUUUAAGAUGUCGUUAAAAGCGUAUGCAAAGUACAUGCAGUGUGUCCCAAAAUUAAAAAUAACUAUUUUAAUGAAAUCGGCUGAAUUACAAAAAGGAAACAAAAAACUGACAUAAAUUUAUGUUUAUUAAUUAAUUAUGAUUCAAAAACGAUUGAAAUAUUUUAAAUCAAAAUUUUAUUGUGAAUAUGUGCUGUGCUCAAUACGUGCUGUAUCUCUAUUCCUGCAAAUUUUUAAUCUAUCCUUAGCGUAGCGAAAAAAAACACAUUUUCGAGUUAUUGUCUUAUAUAUGUUGAGUCUUCCAUUGACUUCCGCAACUGAAUAAUUGUCGUACUUGUUCGAUAACAAUUGUUUGUUAUGUGCUAUCCUCGUAUUCUUCCCAUCUCAUCGGGUAUGGAUUUAAUUAUUUUAAAUUUGUUCAUAAAUUCAUGAAUCGCUUUGUCUAUAGGAUGAUUCCAUUACAUUGCACUCCAUUGAUAUGGGAUAUUACAGCAAAGAUGGGUUCUUAUGUAUUUAUUGAUAGAGUUCUGAAUUUAUUGAUAGAGUUGUGAAUGAGAAUAAAAUUUGAGAAUUUAUAUAUUUUUAAUACACACUGGACAUAAUAAACAUAAAUAAAAGUGAGUUUUUAAAAACACUGUCCGAUUUCAUCGAAAUAGAAAAUUAAUUUUGCUACACACUGUACCUAUGUACAUAUUCGAUAAAUUUUGAAGAUAUUUAGUCGUCUUCAUCUUAGCUAUAAUUCUGCGUUAUCUACCUACCUAUUUAAUAUAGAAAGUCUUUAGAACGAAAGAUGCUUAGAAUUUACGGACUAUCAGUAGUUUCGAUGAAUCGACGUAGUUCCCGAAGAACUUCUCUACGAUAAUUAUACUUUGCGAUAUUGCUCACGAAACAUUUCGUUUUGUCUCGAAUAUAGAGAAAAGACGAAAUUUUUUUAGCUGAGUGAUAUAAAGUGCGAUUCAUUAAGGGUCUCGUGUCUGUCUGGAAUUGUCGAUAAAACGGAAUAACAAUGUUUUAUUUCAAAUUUUUAUCCAUGCCAACCGCGAUGUCCAAAGCGGAGCUAAAUAGUGAAUACAAGAGAAAUUAUUGUCCAUGUGUAUAAAUAAUAUCAAUAAUAUUGAUAAUAAUAAUAAAUAUAAUAAUAAUAAUAAUAAUAAUAAUAAUAAUAAAUAACGAUGGAAUGGAAGAGAGAAACAGAGACAGAGAGAGAGAGAGAGAGAGAGAGAGGGAAAAGAGAGAGAGAGAGAGAGAGAGGAGAGAGAGACAGGGACCCACGUACCUUUGUAUUCUAUUAAAACUAAAAAUAAGAUAAUGCCCUCGUUCUUUCAAAGUUCCGCGUUCGGUCGUGCCCGAUCGCGAAGAUAUUUUAGACACGAUACUUAAUUAAAAAUCGCUGGACGUCGAUUUGAAGAACGUCCCUCCCGUCGUUGUUUCGCUGUACGAUCGAUCGUUGAGACGCCUUCGGUAGACAGAUAGUAGAUUUUCCAUUUAAUUUAAUUUAAUUUCUUCGCGAUAAAUGUAAUAUGAAGCUUAAAUUAAACAAUGCGAUUAUUAAGGAUUUUUACGAUACAUUCCUUCAACGCGUUUACGUUGUUCCACUUAUAAGGUGAUGUCCUAUUGUGAGUAGAUUUUUUAUUUACUCUCCGUGUAGAUUGGUGUAACAUAUACAUAUACAUAUACACGCAUAUUAUAAGGGAAUUAAUGAAGAAUUUGAGAAAGAUAGAAAGAGUUCGUAAACUAUUAUUUGGACAUAAUGAGGAUACGCUUAAAUGUCCUGACGUUUUUCAAUCGAGUAUCAUAUAUGUAUAAUAAUUUGUUGAAAUAAAAAGAAAAAAAUAUAGACGAGUAUAAAAACAGAACUUGUUGAGAGAAUUUAAAAAGUGAUGGACGAAUGAUAUCUCGACUAACGAUCGAUCGAUACAAGCGCGUUAUAAUAUCAUACGGAGAAGAAAAGAGAGAUAAAUGAAAAGAGAAAAAGAAUGCUCGUAAAAAAAUAACAGUACCGAAUAUCCGUGUAACCAGGAUAUAAAUAUAUACAUUCUAGGUUGUAAAUAUUUCGUCGAAGUUCGUGAGAAACACUUAUUUGCGUUGAAUGUAAUUAACUUUGUAAUUAUCUGUAACGAUCUAACUUUGAGUCGAAGAAGAAAACGAAAAAAAAGUACAGAGAGAAAUAACGUAUAUAUGUAUAUAUACAUAUAUAUAUAUACACACAUAUAUAUAUAUAUAUUUAUAUAUAUACACAUAUAUUAUAUUAUAAACAUUAUAUUACGAGUGAAAAGCAGAGAAACAGAGAUUAUACAUAUACGAGACAAAUUCACUCUCUCUCACACACACUUGAAGCACUAUGCGUCGCGCAAUAAAAUAAAUUCUAAAUCGUUUCAAACUACUAGUAUGCGUGAAAGUUUGAAUGUGUUCAAGGUUUUAAGAAAGAAAGAGAGAAAGAGAGAAAGAGAGAGAGAGAGAGAGAGAGAGAGAAACAGAGAGAGAGAGUGUGGUCGAGCGAAUAUGUUGUGUGCAUGUAUGCAAGAGAGAUAAAGGGAGAGAGGAAAAAAGAUAGAACAAAAGAGAGUAUAUACUUGUGUGUCGUGAAAAAAGAAGGUUUCUUGUCGUUUUAAGCCACAAUUAGAACCACUGUACAAGGUAGUAUUAAACAAAAAGAAAAAAAAAACAAAAAACAUGAAGAACAAUAUGCAAGAGCAGUUUGGAAUUAGAAUUGAAGAGAUAGAAAGAGAAAUAGGGAGAGAGAGAGAAAGAAAGAGGAAGGGAAGAAAGAUUUAAAGUUAGCGAGAGAGCUUUUCCGUCGCAAGAAAAUUUCAGGAUUAGCCAUUAAAAGAUAAUUAAUUUCGUUUAUCAUGGGUAUCAGCGUAGCACACAGUGCGCAACGUGAUGUUUUAGUUUCUUUUAUCCUCCCUCUCCUUUCAUUAAAAUAUGGCGAUUAAGAAACAGCAGGGGCUGCAAAAACUUUUUUCGCCCUCCUUUCUCGUGUGCCAAACUUACGGAAGUUUAUCGAGCCUCGUUCAUAUUUUUGAUUAAAGUCGAUGAAGAUAGAAAAUUCGUCGAUCACUCCCCUUCUUUUAUCGGAGUUUUAUUCCCAGUAAAGUAUGAAAGGCGUCUACGCAACUAUGAGAUGCAAUUCAAUCAGUCGCAUUUAACGCGUCUUGUACUUUAUGAAUUAGAUAUUUAUUCGACUUUUAUUUCAAUUUCGAGUCCUUUGUUUCCUUUGCACUGGCACGUUUUACGUGUAUAAAUCUUAGAAAUACUGAUGUUAAACUACGAUACGUUGAUACGAGUUAUUAGAAGCCGACAGAGAGCGUUCGAUCGAUCACGUUUUGUACUUUGUGCUUGAAACGAGCCAUCCGUGUGUAGAGAGUACGUAAUUGAUUGAUUGAAUAAUUAAUUAAUAAUUGUAAGUAACGCAAGCGAGUAAGAUAA
Messenger RNA from Vespula pensylvanica (western yellowjacket), 8644 nucleotides. It is a transcript of the gene Shal, whose product is annotated as potassium voltage-gated channel protein Shal. Gene Ontology annotation, molecular function: protein binding; A-type (transient outward) potassium channel activity. The transcript has 7 exons. Gene Ontology annotation, cellular component: voltage-gated potassium channel complex; membrane. NCBI's taxonomy places the organism in Eukaryota, Metazoa, Arthropoda, Insecta, Hymenoptera, Vespidae. The record is from RefSeq and is a predicted model, not a curated record. Bases 2133 to 3977 code for a protein of 614 amino acids. Gene Ontology annotation, biological process: protein homooligomerization; potassium ion transmembrane transport.